Molecule: messenger RNA, 1643 nt
Organism: Scylla paramamosain (green mud crab)
Lineage: Eukaryota; Metazoa; Arthropoda; Malacostraca; Decapoda; Portunidae
Product: glutaredoxin-2, mitochondrial-like
Exons: 4
Coding region: 192-548 (118 amino acids)
Cellular component (GO): mitochondrion
Molecular function (GO): protein-disulfide reductase activity
Source: RefSeq, a predicted model, not a curated record
AUUUUGGGCUGGUCAGAUGUGAAUGUUGACACAAACAUAUUCUUCUCACGGAGAGUUGUAUAAAGCGUCUUGCAUGUGACAACAAGUUUUACACAGCACGGGUUAUGUACCGUUUGGUAAUCUGAUUGCCUCCAUGUGUCGUGAUUUAGCAGCAGGGAGACCUAGGGAGUGUAUUAGGCCAGUUUCAUAGAAUGGGGGGCUCUCCAAGCUGCCAGGUGGCUGCAGUUGACAUGGAAGGUCCAGAAGCAAUGAUGGUGAAAGAGAAAGUUCAGAACAACUGUGUGAUGAUUUUCUCGAAAACUUAUUGUCCUUAUUGCAAGAUGGCCAAGAAGGCUUUCAAAGACCUUGGUGUGCCCUAUGAUGUCUAUGAGUUGGACAAACAGGGAGAUGGUUUGAAAGUUCAGGAUGUAUUGGACAGCAUGACAGGAUGUAGAACAGUUCCUCGAGUGUUUGUUGGUGGCAAGUGUAUUGGUGGAGGGAGUGAAACAAGGCAACUAUAUAAUGAGGGUAAGUUGCUAGACUUGGUGAAGCAGUGUCAAGAAAGCUGAUACUAGGUUUGAUCACCUUAGAAUUUCAAAUGACAUACCGGUAACUGUGCUGCCAAUGCAAGCUGACAUGACUUUCACAGUCCCUAUGUAAGAAUUUUCCCCUAAAGUAGCAAUUGUUCUCUUUAUUUUUGUAUGGCAUGAUAAUUAUUGAAAGAAAAGUUUGUGUGUUCCUGAUUUCAUUACUUUGAAAACUGCAUUACAUUUGCACAAAUUCUAGAUGGGGAAAAAAUCACAGUAUAUCAUGUAGAAAGAUCUUGUUGAAUACAAGUCAUAUAGUAAUUUUGUCUUAUUUUAUGAUACUUAAAUAUACCAUUUUGAGGAAAUUGUAACAUUGUGGCAAUCUACUUGUUGAAAAUUUAUAAUGAAGGCAAUGUAUUAAUGUUAACUACUCAUAAUACAUACAUUAUACAACUAAUUAAUGAGGGAUGAUAUUGAGUGGAUAUUAUUCUAUCAGAAUGUUUGUGUUCUAUGUAUAUAGAGUGAAAAUAUUAAACUCCAGAGACAAAAUGUUAGCUUUGAUGGUUACUGGUUAAUAAAUUAUGAAAUUUGCUUAAUUGUUCAGUAAUUUGUGUAGCUAAAUCUUGAUUUCUAUUCAAAUAGUAUGUCAUUUAGUUUCAAAUGUACAUAUAUGUAUAUGAUAAAUGAAUGCAUUGCUCAUUCCUUCCAUAAAUUAUUGAUGUUUCAGUUGCUGUUUAAUGUUUAGUGUAAUGACAAGAAGUUCAUGGAAGUGGUAGACAUUACAUCUCAUAGUAGAGAGUUGCUGAUGGCUGCCUAAUAAUUAGUAAUGUUUAAUGAUCAGCUAUUAAAUCAUCAUUGCUUCAGUAAGCUGUCUGGUAGUAGUACUUACUUUUUUGGGUACUUUUUGCAUUGUUCCAAUAUUAAACUGUCUCAUUAACUUGGUGAUGUUAGCAACAUUCAUUUAAUGUAUUCCUUAAUUAAGUUUUCUUAUCUCAAUAUUCCUCACCUUAUUUCUCUUUAUAUCCACUUCACACUAACCUCAUCUUGCUGCACCAGUCUAUUACUGCUUCUGGAAACACCAAAUUGGCUUUCUGGUGGAACAAGGGAAUAAAUAAAACAGCUCUAUAUUAUCCAAAA